Phanerochaete carnosa HHB-10118-sp is the source of this 1358-nucleotide messenger RNA. RefSeq lists its product as uncharacterized. Gene Ontology annotation, molecular function: ribonuclease III activity; double-stranded RNA binding. The record is from RefSeq and is a predicted model, not a curated record. Gene Ontology annotation, biological process: primary miRNA processing; rRNA processing; regulation of gene expression. The transcript has 9 exons. The coding region runs from base 182 to 1066 and encodes 294 amino acids. Gene Ontology annotation, cellular component: nucleus. NCBI's taxonomy places the organism in Eukaryota, Fungi, Basidiomycota, Agaricomycetes, Polyporales, Phanerochaetaceae.
CCCAUCGUACACUUUGCAUAUGCCUCGGAGAUCCAAGUCAACAAGCUCAGCUUCAUCUGAGGAAGAUCAUCCUCAGCAGGAAAGUAUAAAGCUAGCGCAGUCCUGUACAGCAUGGCAGGCCCCAAUCUCCCAACGAUACUGGGGUGUCCCCCUCUUCCUCUCAGAUAGUUCUGACCUCCCUAUGUUCCUGACAGCAACCGCCAUGGGAAGAGUGCAGAAGAAGCCAUGCCUCUCGCCGCAUAUCGAGCCGCAGUCGUUGCCUCCGCUGCCCGACAUCUUUACGGAGGAGCUACGUCGACAGGUGUUCAUGCACCGCAGCUACUAUGCUCGGCCUACGAACGUCUUCGAGGAUUCGCCCGAUGAUCCUAGCCCCGACAACGAAGCCUUGGAGCAUCUCGGGGACACGGUCCUCAACAUGGUCGUUACGGAGCUCAUCCAGGAAAUUUACCCACACGUGCGUGUGGGUCCGUCUACUAAAAUGCGAUCCCUAGUCGUCGGCAACCAGAACUUGGCUACCAUUACACGCAUGUACGGACUCAACGACCGCCUGGUGUGCCACCAUGCUCAGGAGAUCGCAUUGAAGGCUUCCCACAACAUACAAGCCAACCUCUUCGAGGCCUAUGUCGGCGGCCUGUACAUGGACCGCGGCAUGGUCGGACUCGAGGACAUCAAGAGAUGGAUGCGCGCGCUCUUCCGCCCGUGGCUCAGCGAAGCCUAUCGCGUCGUCCGCAUCGAGCACGGCCUCUCCCCUGACCCAGAGCCAAGCCCCACGCGCACAGACCGCUCUCUCGGCGCGCCGUCGCGGGUCUCGCCCAGCAUCGGGCAUCUCUCGCUCUUCAAUCAGUACUUGCAGCAGAAGAACAUAGUCGUCGAAUGGGUGUACAAGGACAGUGCCGGCGAAGGCACGCGCACGACGCCCGUGUGGAUUGUCCGCGCGAUGGUCGAUCAGGAGUGCCUUGGCCGCGGUCGUGGCAACACGAAGAAGGCCGCCAGGAACGAGGCCGCGAAGGAAGGCCUGCAGAAGAUGGGCGUAUAUGUUCCGCAGCCUGUGUCUCAGGACAUCUGAGGACCUACGGUCCCCCUUCAGACUCGUGCCGGAUGUACUCAGCAGACUUCGCUGGUCAGCCCGCUCUGGUGUGAAGAGGCAGCGUAUGGGCCCAGCUUCUAGAUUACCCAGGUGGAUCAGUCGACGGUUACGAUUUGUUCACUAGUCCCUUGUACUAUAGUUUCCAUCCUUGACGACCACUCGACUGUGGUCUCAGAGUGUUUCUUCCUGUUAUCUUGCGUACCAGUACUUGCUACCCAGUUUGUUACGACAAAUGGAUUAUGUUAUUGCACUCCGAGGGUAUGUGUUAUGA